CUGCUUUGUCGUCCCACCCCUCUUAUCUAUAGCCAAUGUAAGCUCAGUGUAAAUGAUUUAUUUCUUCUCCCUGGAUUUUCAGGAUAAAACACCCUGGCCCCUUAAGUCUGGUAGACAUUUUUCCCCUGGCUCUCUGGCCAUGCUGCUGGUGGCUUAGGGAAUUUGUCCCAGGAUCCGUUCUUCAUCUUCCGGAGCAUCUAUACUGCUCAACAAACACUUUAUUUUCAGAGACCUCUUAGUCUCAAUAACCUUAUCGGUGCAGCAUUGGGAUCUAGCCCUCUGAAGAAUCAGGAAGAAAGAUAUUUUUCCUUGGGGCCAGAUACGACAUCAAGAAUCACUUUGAGACUACCAGAGGUAAGGCUGUCCCUGGGUUUCUGCUGUUGAGGUCUUCAGUGGCAGUGGGAACUUUGCAACAGAGCUGUCUGUCAUCUGUGUGGAGUUGCCAAACUGGAGCUGUCCUUCAAGACAGACGGCUAAGAAACUGCUCCAAACUCUGGGCAGCAAAGGAAACAUAAAGGUAUCUAAGGAAAAACUGCAGUUUGUUGCAGCAAGAGGAGUGACUUUCUACGUCAGAAACCAGCCUGCUGAUUUUGUACACUGGAAAAGACGUCUUUGUCAAAAUUCUUUACCAUCCUGCUGGCAAGGUCCUUUCUAGGCACAUUCUGUGAAUCCCUGUGCAGCCAGACUCAAGGGAAUUAACUCCUAGAUCCACGUUUCCACUUAAGAAGAUCUGAACCCACUUGAGUGGUCUAGCACCCCAUUGCCAACAUCAAGCUUCGUCUGACCAGGAAAAAAAAUAAUAAUAACUGACAUUUUGAGGUUGACUACUUCUGCCUAAGCAUCUGGAACAGGCCUGUGCAAACCUUAAACUACUAAAAUCUUCCUAUACAUCCUUAUGCUUUUUUAAUAGUUGCUGUAGUAAUUUUGUUCCUGGGAAUACUUUUAAUUUUGAUUGUGUUACACAAAGCUGAACAGAUUGCUUGUGUUUUAAAUCAUCUAUUUCAAGCUUUUAUUCUCACUAUAGUCUCUAAAAAUGAUGAUGAAAACAUUUAUAUAUAUAGUUAUGUUUGUCACCUUUACCCGGGCAUGGAAAGACAAUGCCUUAGUCAGAAUUUCACAGUCUCUAGCAACUUCUGGAAAUUUAACAAAAUGUUGGAUAUGCUACCCCAACCCUCGUACCACUCGUGAACGUAACAGUCUACUCGUACAACCUGUUCUAAACUUUAGCUCAAUUCCUGAGUGCAUUGUCAAUCAAACCCAUCAUAGCUAUGUUGGAUAUAACCCCAUAAUCAGCUAUCCAGUUCGUCUAGCACAUUCCAGUCAACCUUUACCAUGCUUUUAUAUUUACACUCGUAUCCUUCCUCCAAAGUUUACCCAUAAGACUACAGAAGAGGCCGAAGCGGCAAUAAUAAAACUUUUAGAAAAAUACCAUCAAGGAUCCCUCAAAGGUGAAGGUCCAGAUUUACCUGGGUGUGCUACUACUGACCCAUGGCUUAAUAACCUACGAGAACAAAUUAGGCAAAACUUUGAGAAGUUUGUAUGUGCACCCCCUGGCUUUAUUUUUGUCUGUGGAGGAGAUCACCACCCAUGGGCCCGUAGAUGCAUUAAAGGGUGGAUUAUGAGGGGGCAAUGCCUCCUAGGAUAUCUAUUUACACCUGUAUCCAUAAUUGAUGCAGAGGAAACCCAACACUGGUCUAGUUCCCUCAAACCUCCCUCUGGAUUCAAACAAGCCACUUUAAAUGGUAGCUCCAUCUACUCCUUUGGAAGAGCAUUUUUGGCACAGUGGGAUGUUACUAAUCAUGAGCAGAUGAUUAGGAACCUUUCUGUUACCUUAGGCAACCUUGCUGAAGAGAAUGCUGCUUCCAUUAUAGCACAGCAAAAAGCUAUUGACUCUUCACCCAAUCUUGAAUUAGACAGCCGAAUUGCUCUAGACUACAUGUUAGCAGAAAAAAGAGGCAUAUGUAUGGCAAUGAAUGCAUCUUGCUGUGUCUAUAUAAAUAUGUCUCAUGAAGUAGAAACCCAUUUAGAAACUAUUAGAAAAGAAGCCACCUGGAUCCAAUAGGUCUCCAACAUGGAACCUGAAUUUAAUCUGUUUAGUGAUCUUUCUGGUUGGUUAUUAGUAGAAAUCAACUGAUUGUUUAGAAAAAUAUUAUAGAUGGUUUGAUAUUUCUACUUUUGAUUGUUAUAAUUUCUAAAUGCUAUACUUUUAAUUUUUCCCAACUAUGUAAAUCAAUAGAAUGAAUUUUAGGCUAAGAUUAUGCUAGCUCAAAAGAUUGAACUACCUACCUAUAACUUUCGUGAAGAAGCUAUUUCUGAAAACAUGUAAGAAUUAUGUGGGUGAAUGGUUAGAUGCUUGCUCUCUCUUCCUCUCUACCACUCAUAUUUGGACCAAAAAAAAACUCACUGUUUUUAUCUACAAAUUUCCCUCCUCCCUUGGAUAUAACUUCCUAGGAAUGAACCUUCCUAGCCAUGUGAGAUAUGACCUGGAACAUAAAAUGGCUACAUAAGAAGCAAUAAAAUUAAUACAGCAUCCAUCAGCAAUGCUUACUCUGAAAGACCUCAAUAAAAGGGGGAAUGAUAAUUCUGGGAUGUGUUAAGUUACAGGCCAGAGAAUACAAGGAAGAAAGAGAAGUCCAUUGAACUCAUAGUUUCAACUUCAAGUUCAGUCAAGAAAGAAAAAAGAAGAAGGAAACAUUCUAAAUUUCUUGUCUGUAUGCUGAAGACCACAUUGUAUUCUGCUUUUGGAAACAACCAACCAAAAAAGUAGCAAAACCUUCUCUUUAUGGACUAUCCUCCCAGUACUUUGCCUGCUUUGUGAUGUCCUGCCUCUCUUAUCUGUAAAAAUGUAAGUUCAGUGCAAAUUAUUUGUGUUUCCUCAUCCCAAAAUUUUAUUAUAAAACACUUUUCCCUAA
Molecule: messenger RNA, 2912 nt
Organism: Ictidomys tridecemlineatus (thirteen-lined ground squirrel)
Lineage: Eukaryota; Metazoa; Chordata; Mammalia; Rodentia; Sciuridae
Source: RefSeq, a predicted model, not a curated record